Aplysia californica (California sea hare) is the source of this 9923-nucleotide messenger RNA. RefSeq lists its product as uncharacterized. The transcript has 15 exons. The coding region runs from base 1 to 9726 and encodes 3241 amino acids. NCBI's taxonomy places the organism in Eukaryota, Metazoa, Mollusca, Gastropoda, Aplysiida, Aplysiidae. The record is from RefSeq and is a predicted model, not a curated record.
AUGAUCGCCACCCUGAAGAGCAUGCUCAAGGUGAACACGCCCACCAAACAGAUGUUGUCCAUGCAAGGAUCAGCUGACUACAGGGAGGAUAAGUCUUUGAAGAUGGACGGCACCCUGGACGUCUACCGCCUCCUCAAGAAGCCCGCCAACAUGAAACUUGCCCUGGUGAAGAACGCCAAGAAACGAGGUGUCCGCUACGACAUCGAUGUUAUCCUGAAGUCAUCGGUGGCCUCUGGCAAACUGGACAGUUUCACCUUCAUCAAGGACUCCGGUCUCUUGUCCACCAAGACCGUCCUGGGAUACACCAUCCCCAGAGUGGCAAAGAAUAAGAUCACGUUCGGUGGAAAGUUCAAUGACAGGAGCACCAAGGCCUACAAGAAGUACACCAUCAAGAGCAACCUGGACAUUGCAAAGAACCCCGAGUACAACCUGGACCUGAACGUCGACUUGGAUCAUAAGAAGAAGCACAGUGAGGCUGAAGUAGAGCUCAAGUAUGGACCCAACCCCAAGGACAAGACUAAGAGGCUUUUCUGGUCAACCUCCCUGAACAGGAAACUGGCCACCUGGAAGAACGCAAUCCUCACAUUUAAAAUGAACGCACUGGCCCCAGCCAAGAUUCAGUCAACUUUUAAUGCCCCUACGUGCUCUCUAUCUUCUACACAGGGAGUAGAUGUGAGUUUGGUGCACAAACAUCAGCACACACCCAAGAUGAUCGACUCCAACGUCGUACUCAACUACGGAGGAAAAGGCAAAGACCUGAGCGCCGAGCUGAUCGUCAGAGACAAAAGCUCAAAACUGUCAAAGAUCAACGGCAAAGCAGUUGUUGCCUGGCCGGGCUCAGCAUAUACCUUGACCACUGGAGUUGACCAGAAGUCUGCCAAACAGUACACCCAUACCCUGAAUCUGAGAAGCAAUUCUGGAAUGAAGCACACAAUCACAACGCUUUACAAGACCCCCAAGGGAAAAGCACACCAGUUCUCCACAAAGUUCUUGUUGAGCGGAAUGAAACCAGUCACUGUGUCUGGAUCUACCAAACUUGACCCAAGAAACUUCGAGGUCUCGGGAGAAGUCCAGCGAGGCAAAGAGAUCUACGGGCUCAAAACCAACGCCAUGAUUACAAAGGCCCCUAGCGCAAAGGUUGAAGUUGAGCUGUUCUACCCCACAAGACGGAUGACUCUACUCAUGGAUGGAGGAAAGCAAAAUAGCAAGUUCAAUGGCAGAAUGGAAGCUGCUUGGGACGCUGACGGAGACAAAAGCCAGAAAGUUGUCGUUGAUGGCUCUGGAUACAUGAAGUCUACUAAGAAAUCAAUGAGUGUGGGAGGAAGCCUCAUUUUCAACUCUCCCUUCAAGAACUACGAAGACAUCAUGACAGCUUUCAAAUAUGGCAAUGACGACAGUCAACACGAUCUCAGCGGCAAGUUCUCAUGGGCUGGAAAGGGAAACCAGGUGAUAUCUAGCCUCACUGUGAAAAGACCCGUCUCCCUCAGCAACCUGCUGAUUACCACAGAAACCAAAACGCCAUUCAAAGGAUUCCGAGUUAUCUCUGUCGAUAUUGAUCAUUCCCUGUAUCCAACUCUGAAAACUACCAUGAAAGGAAGAUGGGACAAGGAAAAUGGAAAACUGAGCAUCGAAGGCCAAAAUCUUGGAGAUUGGUACAACCGCAACAUCAAGGGAACCGUUUCAUUGAAAUCCACUCUGAAGAAUGCCGAGGACGUGACGUUCCACCUAGCUCACGCCGACAGCGCAGGACGACUUGUGUCCAACGCUGCCCUUAUCCACAACGGGAAGUCUUACGGCUACGACGUGAAUAUGGAUCAUAACAGGAAUGGUUGGCAAAUCAGAAACACCGGAGACCUUCUGCUAACUAUGCCCACCGCCAAAGUCAAGUCAACCUGGAAACACAGGAGCAGUGAGAAAGACAUUAAGUCAACCAUGACCUCUGAGUGGGGAAAGAAUCGACUGCUUGUAGAUGUGGACGCCUCUCACGACCUUCAGAAUGCUGGUGUUAUGAAUGCUGACUUCAAGAUGCAGAGCCCAUGGAGAUCUCUCAGGAACAUUGACUUGGCCCUCAGCCACAAACAUGGAAACGGUCUUAUCAUGAACAAUGCUGCCUACAAGCAUGAUGGGAAGAUAAGGGCUUCUUCCUCCGUGAAAGGCAAUUUCCGUCCCUCUGAGUUUGAUUUUAAGUUUGGAAUAGUGUCCCCGUUCACCGAAGACAUCGAUGGCAAGAUGAACAGCAAAUUCAGCUCCUACCCAAUGACAGCAGCGGCUGAGCUGAGCUGGGCCCCGAGAUCUAAGGCUGUGAUGGAAGGUUCAUUGAACAUUGCCUCCUGGGAUAACGCAAAUGUUGAUGUUAAAGUUGUCACACCUUUCAGAGAGUACCGCAACAUUGUCUUGAAGGCCUCCAAUAAGAACGAAAGAGGAGAGAUUGUAUCACACAUGAAUCUCGACUAUGGAGUCCGUAAAAACAUUGACAUGGAAAGCAGAAUGGCCUGCAAUGACAUGAAGAAAAUGCUGAGACUGAAGAUGAGAACUCCAUUCCGCGAAAUGCAGACUUUGGAUACUGGCCUCACACUCACAGGGAUGAUGACACGUUUUGACGGAUCCGCUGACUUUGAAAUGGUUCCAGUUAUUGGUAAACUCCAGGGAUCUGUCAACUGGCAAUAUGCUGAUGAUGGUUUGAAGGGAAAUCUGCGUGUGAGUACUCCCUUCCCAGAGUACCCAUACAUUGAGCUGUCAACCUCCAGCCAGAUGAAAGGACGCUCCAGACAAUCAUCGGUGUCUGCUGAGUAUUAUCCCCGCCAGACCUAUCGCCUCGACAGCUCUUACACCCUUGAGAUGCCCUACGCAUUUGAGGCCACACUCAGCACUCCUUUCCCUGAGUAUGACAACCUGGGAGUAGCCUUCCAGCACAACCAGUCUCCAUCUAGUGUGAUGUCCCACGGAGAAGUGCGUUACCAGCCUGACAAGAAGAUUGAAGGCGAUGUGAACAUGGACUGGACUUCUGUUAUCGAGGGUACUGUGAUUUUGAAGACUCCCUUCUACGGCUAUGAGUCAAACAAGGUGCUGCUUAGACACCAAGGCGACAUGGAUGCUUUCAGCAGCCACGGGGAGGUAAACGUUGCCGGCAAGAGUGUUUCAGCAGACGCAAGUUUCAACAGCGGAUACGCUACCACCGGCACAUUCACCUUCAACAGCCCUAUCCCCGGACUUGAGAGCGUUGAACUUUCCAUGAACAAGAAAGGCAACUCCAACAACAUGAGAGGUGGUGCCACAUUCCGUCUCAAUGGAGACAGGUCCCAAGCCAACUUCAACCACAGGAUGAGUGCCUCCACACUGAAGUCAACCGUCAGUGUCAAUACCCCAUACAGUGACAACUUCAAGCUCAGCGUUGAUCACAACGGUGACAUCAACAGUUUCACCAACAAGAUGUCCCUCAACUAUGGCCGUCGCUACGACAUUGACACCAUCUUUGCCUUUGACCAUAGACAGCCAGACGUCAGUGGCAAUGGCAUGAUCAAAUACAAACUUGCUGGACCAAGAAACGUUGCCAGAGCUACCUUCCGCCGAACCGGGGAGCUGGAAGACAUGUCCUUCAGCGGAACUGCCAGCUACAACAGAAGAGAUGUCAGUUUGAACGGCUCCUGGAAACUCCUUGGCGGAAUUGAAGGCACUGUUCGCAUUGCAACUCCUUUCAACAAGUUCAGAAACAUUGGUGCUACUCUUUCCCACACUGGAGACGUAUACAAUUUCAGAACCGAAUCCAACUUGAACUACAUGGAUAACCAAAACAUCAAUGGAAAAAUGGAAAUGUCUUCUGAUGGCCUGCGCAGAAUCCGAUUCAACACUGAGAUGGCCACUCCCUUCAGGGAAAUACAGUCAGCUAAAUUGAGUGUAGAACACGACUACGACGAGUAUACGAUGGCUUUAACCGGAGGAGCAAAAUUGACCACCACAAUUGGCCGAUUUGGACAGGGCAGUGUCAGUUACACCAAGUCAGGAGACCUCGAAAACUUCAGCAUUCAGGUCAAGGGAAAGUAUGCUAACGACGAGGCUGCUGUUUCUGUGACAAAGAGAGGUUCUAUGAGCGACAUGACCAUGAGCACCAGCGCCUCCUUGAACGGACAAGCUAUCAGCAUGGACGGUGCUCUGAAGACUCUCGGCGGAUUUGACGGAACAGUGCAGCUGAAAACACCGUUCAGAGACUACCGCAAUGUAGGAAUGAAGUUGACCCACCGUGGUGAAAUCAAUGACUUCAACGCCCAAGCCUCUCUUGACUAUAUGGACAACAAGAACGUUAACUGCCAGAUUGAAUUUGCCGCAGACGGUAUUCGAGCAAUCAGACUGUCCAGUGAAAUGAACUCACCACGAGAGCUCCUGGGAACAUCUAAGAUGACCUUUAACCACGAAUACGAUACCUACAGGAGGAGCAUCGCUACACGUGGUGAGAUGAGCAGCGCUAUUGGCGGAUUCGGCGACGGCAAUUUCCGAUUCAGCAAGACCGGCGACCUCAGUGACCUGAACAUGGAAGGCAAGGCCGUUCACAAUGGCGCAGACAUGGUAUAUGCCAAGAUCACCAACUCCUUCCAGCUCCGAGCCCUUAAAACAAUCAUAAACUUCAAGAGCGCUAUGACACCAAGUUUGGAGUUCACAGUCGACCAUAACGGUGAUUACCUCAACAGCAACACCAAAGCAACAGGCAUGUUAGGUUCCGACAACAUGAUGUCCGUGGAAUCUACCUUGACCAACCGAGGUGAUGUGUUUGACAGCCAGGGUACUCUCAUUUACAGGACAACCCAAUUUGGCGCUAGCCGCGGAUCUCUCAACGUUCACAAAGAGGGCGAAAUUGAUAACUUCAGCGUAACAGUGACUGGCGAUCUCAACGGUGACAAGUCUACGGUCAUUAGUACCUUCAAGAUCAAGGACGAAAUCACUGGAUCAGUCAGCGUGAAGACACCCAUCCGGGGAUACCAAAAUGUUGGAAUGUCUUUCAAGCACUCUGGUAACACCGAGCGCUUCCACAGCAGCGGUGAUAUUACCCUGAGGGACGGAAACCGUUACUCUGCCAAACUGGACUUCUACAUGUACCUGCUCAGACGCAUUGAAACAACUCUUGAAGUCAGAACUCCAAUUCAAGGCUACGAAUUCACCAAGUACGAGUACAGACACGAGAGCGGACCAGACAGCUUUGUGUACUACCAGACGCUUGAGUACGGAAACUCGCAGAAAAUUACGUAUGAGAUGAAGGCUACCAUGUCCCCGAACCCUGACCUGAGCAUCACACUGAAGACACCUUUCUACAGGUAUGAGGACAUGAUGGCAUCUGCUUCUCUCGUCAACAACUGGCCAACUGCUUCCGUCUCUGGAAAGGUCAAUGCAGGAAACGGCAACAUCUUUGUUGUAAAUGGAGCUAUGGACGUGAGAUCGGAUAUGUCAGGAUCCCUUACUAUCGCCACGCCUGUGAGGGGUUUCAGCGAUAUUGGACUCAGCUUCCAGCACUCCGGCGAACUCAGAAACUUCAACUCAGAGGGAAGAAUUACAUACAUGGACAACAAAGACAUAUCUGGCAAAUUUGGGUUCAAACUUAACAGCGUGCGUGUCAUUGCCGAACUCAAGACGCCUUUCAGCGGAUACGAGCUGACCAGAUAUGAGUACACAGAGAAGAACAACAGGAGACAAGCCUCCUCUACAAGCAUCCUCAUGUACGGAGCCAACCAGGUGAUCAAGAGUACCACAGAGGUCGUGUACUACCCUAACUCUGAGGUAAAAGUCAAUGUCCAGACUCCGUUCAGGAGCUACGAAGACAUGUCCGUAAUCUAUCUGUUGGACACAACCGGACCAAGAUACAGACUGGAGAGCAACGUGAACCUGGGCGUGGGGCGCACUCUCACUUUGAAUGGAGGUUUCGAUUCUUCUGAUGACGUGACGGGCUACAUUGACUUGAAGACACCACUGAACGGCUACAGAAACAUCGGCAUGAACUUCCGCCAUAUCGGAAAUACCCAGAGGUUCAACUUUGAAGGCAAGAUGACUUACGCUGACAGCAAGGACAUAAGCGGCAAAUUAAACUUCUACAGGUACAUGUGGCGCCGUGUUACCGCUUCUGCUGAGCUGAGCACACCUUUCUCUGGACUGGAAACCACCAAGGCUGAGGUUAAGUAUGAAGACAGGUCCACCAGCAUGAGCGCUUCAUCCUCUCUGCAGUACGGCAAUGGACAGACACUUGAGAGCAAUGUCAAACUGACCUACUCUCCAAACUACGACCUCCUUGUAAUUAUCAACACUCCUUUCUACGAGAUCAGGAACGUUCGUGCCAUGGCUACCGCUGACCUGAAUGCCCCAAGCUACGCAGUUACCAGUGGCCUCACAUAUGGCUACAACAAAGCCUUCAACGCCAACGGAAAACUGAACCUGUUCUCUGCCAACAAGCUCGACGGCUCUCUUGAGGUGAAGACGCCUAUUGCAGGAUUCGAAUUCACAAAAGUCGACUACGAACACAAAAUCGACUCCUCCAGCGUAGACGGCUCUGCCUCUUUGACCUAUGAGAACGGACGCAAGCUGGUGAGCGCUGAGCUGCAGUCCACCAUCUACCCAUCCUUUGACGCCAGUGUUACCCUCAAGACUCCCAUCUACGGCUACAGCAGCAUCCAGGGUUCAGCCGCCUACGACAGCUCUUACAACAAGUACGAAACCUCCAGCUCCCUCAAGAUUGAAGGACGUACUCAGUACACAAUGAGCUCCGGCCUGGACUACUCCGUGGAGCCCAUGAGGGUUUUCACAAAGGUCUCAACCCCAUACUCAGACUUCCGUGACGUGGAGCUGGUUUUGACUCACGAAGGUCAGCUCACAAACUUCAAGACCACUGGGUUCCUGGCCUCACCUCUCACCGACAACGUCAACGCCCAAGCCUCUCUUGACUACCAGAGCCCCUACGACAUGAGCGUGAGUGCAUCCAUGAAGAGUUCAAUGGCUGGCAUGGACGACCUCAAAUUCGAAAUGAAGAACUCUGAUGCUUCCGGAGAGAAGAAGAUGAACGCUAUCGCCGGGUGGACUGACGGACACCAGAUCCAAACCGAUGUUGUUUUCCGACACCAAGAUGGCUGGUAUGAGGAUCUGACGACCGCUGACAUCAGCAUGUCCACUCCAUUCACCGCCGUGCGUAGCCUGUCCGUACAGACUGAAAAAACGACCAAGUCGGAGGGUUAUGAAGGCAAACUGGCCGUCAACAUGAACGGUGCCCAACUCCUGGACAUGAGUGGAGAGUACAUUAACAGUGACAAACGCGAAGCUACCGUGACCUUUACCCAGCCAUGGGCUAUGCAGUACACCGCUAGCGGCUUCAGCCAGUACGGAAAGAUGGAGGCUGACCUUAUGGCAAACUGGAACAGAGAUGAGCUGAACAGCAACGUCCGUGUGGUGGCUGUGAUGAACGACAAAUCUGACUCCUACCUCACCGACAGGUCCAUGGACAUCAGCGUAGAGCAUGCUUCCCGCAAGAUGGGCGUGUCUAACACUCAGACGCUGUCCGACGCCAAACUGACCAGCACUGGAAAGUUCUACUGGGACUCUGGCGAUGAGGACCAGGUGUCCUACGACUUGACUAUGGCCGACAGCAGCCGUCGCAGCAAAGCCAUCUCAGAGGCCAGCCUUAAACUGGGACUUCCCUCCAGAACGUUGGAAUGGGCCGGAUCUGUGAGUGACAGCCCAGCAGCUAAAACCGCUGACGCCACAUUCAACUGGGACGCAGGACGCGAUGACACCAAACAGGUUGGCCUCAAGGCCAAGAUGACCAGAGGAAAAUCUCUCCGUGGUGACGUCACUCUGAGCAUGCCAUCCAUCAAAAAAGAAAUCCGUGUGGACGGAGAACUCAUGCUGAAGAACGGCCGCAUUAUCCUGGACUCCAAGACCGACGUCUCCUACUCCAGCGACGCCCGCAAGACUUUGACUCUGACCUCAAAGGUACAGGACAUCUCUGACUACUACAGCAACUUCAACUACAGCGUGGAGCUGGGCCUGAGUCACCCGUAUACCAACAUUGACGUCAAGAUGAACUCGCACCUGGGCAGUUCUGACGAGCGCAUGACCGCUGGCCUGGAUACCAGCUACCUGACCGCCAGCAGACAGACCAAGAACCUUGCAAUGCUUGCUGAGAUUAACAAAAUCAAGAAACAAAUCAGUCUGCAGAUGUUUAGCCCCAUGAACAAUAUCCAGUUUGUGGGUGAUGUUGUGAGCAGCAGCCCAUCCAAGCUGAGACUGUUGAACAGAAUGGACGGUGUGGAGACCUUCCGCUCCGACCUCACCCUAGACUCUGACAAGCAGAUGGCCGAGAUCAGCGCUGUCAUGGGCUCCGAUACAUACAGCCUGACAGCCCUGUACCCCAACAGCACCGCUUUCCGCGCCUUCAUCUCGCACACCACCCCCGACGUUCGCCACAAAGAGGCACUUCUUGCUGUCCGCCUCAACACGACACGCCUCCUGCACAGCCGCUUGGCAUGGCGCCCAGACCUGUGGGCGGGGCUUACUUCGGGACUUGAGGGGAAGGCAACGCGUGCCGGCAUCAGGGCCGCUGAAAACUGGGCUUUGCUCAAUGCUGCUGUAGCUGAUGAGUUCGCUGCCAAAUACGGUGCUGUGUCGAGCUCUGUGAAAGAAGAACUCAGUCCCCUGAUCGACAUGUUGGAGCGAGAACUGAACCGUAUGGCCUACAGAAUGAACGACGUGUCACGGGAGCUCAGAGCCAUCUAUCAGCGCAACGACUUCUACGCACAAGACAUGGGUGCGGUCUACACCACAAUGCAGAGAGAGUUCGAUUCCAUGACAAUAAAAUAUCGCCGCACAUACAUGGAGCUCAUCAGAACUCUGAGACAGGCCGUAGACGACAUGAUGGCUUUCCCUGCCAGAGAGAGGUAUUCCGAAUUUGUGGCUUCAGGCGUGGCCUACAUGGCUAAGAACAUCUACUCCUCUCUCUCCUACUUGGAAGAGUAUUCAGCGGAGGCCGUAAAAGUAUUGACUGAGUACAAAGAGAAGACACAGAAAUUUGCCAAGUCCGUUGCAAACACAGUCUACAACGCCACAUACGUAGACUACAUCUCAAACAGAGUCAAGAACGUCGACAUUUCGCCUUACAUCACUUCCUUCGAGAUGCCAGAAGAGUACAGCAACGCUAUUGCUGGCGCCAGAAGCUCCGCCAUUUCUGGUCUUAAGACUUUGUGGGAACGUCCUGAGAUUGAUGGAGUCAGGAGCGAGCUGAACAGCGUCUACCAGAAGGGAGCCUGGACUUACAAGUAUUGGAACGUGGAGGAGAACCUGAAGACCAACAUUGAGAGGAUGGCCAAGCUGCUCCAUGAGAUUGUUGAGGAUGAGCUCAAAGAACUGUCCGAUCACCACCGCAAACUCUUCAAGAACCCCAUCACGGUGUGGGCGCCGGAGCAGGGAGAGAUCCAGGCCGAGAUUCCAUUGCCUUUUGACCUCAAGAGACUCGACGAAAUGCCAGACAUGAGCCCCCUUGUGAACAAAGCUGAGAAGUUCGCCCAAGAAGUGGCAGUCUAUUUGCCUGACCAGACCACUUGGGAAAACAUGAAACAGUCCGUCUCAGACAUAUGGCCUGAAGCCGCAGGAGAGGUUGAGGAGAAGGAAGACACCGACGAGGUUCGUCUCACAAAGUAUCCGCCUUCCCGCAGGUUCAGAAUGAAGAAGGGAGGAAAGAAGCUGAGGAAAUAUAAGAUGUAAAGGAGGAAAUAUAAGAUGUAAAGAAGGAAAACGCCCUCUUUCUCUCCACACGAACUUGAAUCGUCCAAGGACCAGUGAUAUUAUAAAGCUUAUGUUUUGCUUUUAACUUAUUUAGAAUGUUCUGGCAACUUUCGAAAACUGUGUCUGAAAUACUUGAAAUUGUAGCUAACUUUCAUUAUUUAACUUUUAUAUUAUUC